Molecule: messenger RNA, 1335 nt
Organism: Mycena indigotica
Lineage: Eukaryota; Fungi; Basidiomycota; Agaricomycetes; Agaricales; Mycenaceae
Product: Gag-pol polyprotein
Exons: 2
Coding region: 1-1335 (444 amino acids)
Source: RefSeq, a predicted model, not a curated record
AUGCCGUACUCACAGGCGAGUCAUCUGGCUGCGAUGAAUGAAUAUCUGGAGGCCCUGGGCUUGACUGACAUCGCCCAACUCGGUUACGGCUCUGGUGCACCUCCCGCGGAUGACGCGCAGCUCUUCGCUGGUUCGAUUUGGAUGUCUUCGGGCACUAUAACUGGAGCCCUUGGACAGUGCAGGCAACAUUUGCUCCACCCCGCUUCGCAUAACUCAAUGCAUACUGGCCGACUCCCCGAAACUCGCGUGCGCAAGCGCUAUAGGCGUUUCAACGAGCUAUACAACGGUGUUCUUGCGCGCUUGGAUCGCCUCACGCUGGCCUUCAUUCUGGAAGACGACCGUCGCACCAUUCUUGCUGCUGACCUGCUCCAAAUCGUUAUCAAUCGCGCCCAUCUCCUCGUGGAUGCCUUGCAGAGCAAGGAGUCUGUAGUGGACGUCGAUCCAAUCGGAUAUCGAGAGGUUAUCGAGCGUCUCAACGCAGUCAGCGCACGAACCAAGAUCGGCUUUCCUCGCCUGAGUUCCUCUCAGUUCGGCGUCAUCAUACCUCCUCCCCCCAACUCUCGCCUCCCAACGCUGGAAGAGUUCCGUGUCCGGCCGGAGGACAUCCGUGUCCCUCUCGUCGCUGACGAAAGCGAGCGCCUCCAGCCAGGCUUUGUUCAGGUGAAGGCUAGCGAGCUGAUGUCGGUGAGAGCUGCUGUGGAGGACAAACUCACCUACAUGGUGCAACGCUCUUUCCCCGAUGUUGACGUCCAAGGAAAUGGCGUUGUCCGCUCCAUGUUCCCAUCGCUGUUCGACGCAUUCGACGCAGCGCCGGCGCCGGCUCCUUACGACACGCAACGACGCCAGGCGCCGCGCAAUUCACUCUCCUACUCCCUCAUCCCCCGACCGCCUGUCGGACGCGCCUCCAGCUUCCCGCCGUCCCCCACAAUGUGUCGGCCAAGCGGCCUCGCUCCGGCUCACCAUACACCGCCAGCUCUGCCGCAACCCACUCCCACAAAUACACUGGCUAUCACGAGCGCGCGUCGGCGGCGCCCCCUUGGGCAGGGUCGAAACCCUUCCUUGCCCAAGCCUUUCUUCCGCUACGACAACAUCGGCCCCGCCGCCGGUGUGGCCGGCCCGUCCACUGUCACCCCAGCUGUCACCCCAGCUGCGGCGGCGAAGGCCAUCACUGCUGGCUCCACCGUCUCUCUCACGGAAGCUGUGGAUGUCUGUGAGGGCAUGUCGCCAUCAACUCGCCAAUAUACGGAGAACCUGGAGCUCGAGGGUGCUUCGGUGGAUGCUGUCGGCGAACCAGACGCAACUGUGAACCAAGAAAUGGACACUUCGGCAGGUUGA